Nerophis ophidion (straightnose pipefish) is the source of this 3687-nucleotide messenger RNA. It is a transcript of the gene sp4, whose product is annotated as sp4 transcription factor. Gene Ontology annotation, biological process: regulation of transcription by RNA polymerase II. The record is from RefSeq and is a predicted model, not a curated record. NCBI's taxonomy places the organism in Eukaryota, Metazoa, Chordata, Actinopteri, Syngnathiformes, Syngnathidae. Bases 517 to 2781 code for a protein of 754 amino acids. The transcript is spliced from 7 exons. Gene Ontology annotation, molecular function: DNA-binding transcription factor activity, RNA polymerase II-specific; RNA polymerase II cis-regulatory region sequence-specific DNA binding.
GGAGCGUGUCCGCCCACAAAAGCCACAACGACCCCGGCCUAUCUUCCCCUUUUUUGUGUGAAUGACAGCGAAAAAGGCCUUAAAAGAGGAGAAAUCAGGACAAUAGCCCCGGCGGCAGCUUGUCUUCGACGGCGUCGGAGCGGAGGCGAGGAGGGUGUUGUCCCGGUGCUUACAUGGAAGUGGGUGGGCCUCCGAGCUGACAAGCGCUAAUUUGUGCCGUCUAUGGGCCGUGUGUUCCCGGCCGAGGAGGCACACGACGCGGCGGGCGGCGGGCGGGAGUGCUGGCCCUUAUUUGUGUUGAGGCUGCUGGCGCCCAACGUCCGUGUGCGGAGCGGCGGGUGGGCGGGAGUGCUGGCCGUUAUUUGUGUCGAGGCUGAGGCUGAACCUCCGCUUGGCGCCGCCCUUCCUGGACGGUGGGUGGUUUCGUGACGGCCCGGAUCCCCGUCCUCCGCCUUCGUACUCGGCCGGCCUUCUUCCGCCAACUACACCCUCUCCCUCCCCGUGUAUUCAUGCGUUAUGAGUGACUCCAAGAAGGAAUCAUCUGGAACUGAAGGAGGGAAAGCAUCGAAAAAGGGGAAAAAUUCUGCAUCACAGGAUUCCUCGCAGCCCUCUCCCUUGGCUCUGCUCGCCGCCACCUGCAGCAAGAUCGGAGGGCAGGAAGGAGCGGAGGGCGCUCAGGCUCAGGCGGGGCCCCAGCAGAUCCAGCUGCAGGCCGGUCAGAUCCAGCUGCAGGCGGGGCAGCUCCAGGGUCAGUUUGUUGUGGACACAUCCGGGGGCCAGGCCUUGGUGCCGCAGCAGCUGGAACUGGUCCCGGCUCAGUUCACGGGGAACGGGUGGCAGAUCAUCGCGGCGCCGACUAUGGCCAAGGAGAACAGCAACCAGCCUGUUGCUGUAACGGUUCCCAGCAGCCUUCCUAAUGACGGCUCACCUGGACGCAAGGUGAAGGCCGUCUCGGGGACCAACAGCGUGUCUGCCAACCAGCAACAGCAGUUUCAGAUAAUCCAGGUCCAGAACUUACCCAGUGCCGGAGGCGGGGUUCAGUAUCAAGUCAUCCCUCACCUGCAGACGGCUGACGGACAGCAGAUCCAUAUCAACCCGACUCAGACCGCCGCUAUCGGGGCUUUACCCGAGCAUGUUCAGAUUAUCCAGAGUCCGAGUCCAGGCCAGGCUCAGGCCAUUCUGCAGCCGGCCAAUCAGCAGACUAUGUUGUCAAGUACAACGAGCCAGACGGUCCCCCUGCAGAUUCGCCCUGCUCAGUCUUUCCCCCUGCAGCUGCAGACCCUUCAGGGCUCCCAGACCCCGGUCAUGACCACAGUGCCCAUAAACCUCGGUGGCAUGACCCUGGCCCUUCCUGUCAUCAAUAAUGUCGGAGGUGGCGGCACCAUGCAGCUUAUCCAAUCGGCAGAUGGCACUUUCUCCGUUGCCAACGGCAACCAAUUGGUGACGACAGCGGCACUUUCUGCUCCGGCAUCCGCCGGAUCCAUAACGACGCUGGCCGCGGGCGACGGCGCGUCGGACGGGACGCACGUGGUCUCCGCCGGGAUGGAGGUCAUGACGACCGACAACCAAGCACAAAGUGCCGAGGCGGAUUCACAGAGCCAGAACCAGGCCAACGGAGUUCAGAGUCAGGCGGACAUGCCAGGAAGCAUUCAGCAGGUGAUCGUGGGGCAGGUGGGACAUCAGUUAGUGCAGCAGAUCCAGCUGCAGCAUCCGCAGACUCCGGGUCAAAACCAAGCCCCGCAGCCUCAGCACAUCCAGACUCUACAGCUGGCACCGGGUCAAACCCUGCAGCCCAUUCAGGCCUUUCAGAAUCCAGCCCAGGUCCUUAUCCGCACACCCACCUUGUCCCCGACCGGACAGAUCACCUGGCAGACGCUGCAGCUGCCCGGCGGCGUGUCCCUGCAAGGCAGCCUGGGAGCCGCCGUGCCACAGCAGCUCACAUUGGCCCCGGUGGCCGGUGGGACCGGUGGAGGGCUGGUCUCCCUAAGCGGAACCCCCCUGACGCUGAGCGCGGCUCAGAUCAACCCAGGGUCCGGCGUACAGACGGUCAGCAUCGCCGGGCUGGGCAGCGCCGGGGUUCAAGUGCAGGGCGUGCCCCUCACUAUCACAGGUCUACAGGGUCAACCACAGGGGCAGGAUGGCACCAAAGUCCAGUCGUCCCCUUUAACGGUCACCGUGGGUAACGUGGCGUCCGGCUCCUCGAUGAGUCCGGACCAGUUGGGAUCUGUGCAGAGCUCUUCAGACCAGGAGGGGCCGCCCAGCAAGAGGCUCCGGAGGGUCGCCUGCUCCUGCCCUAAUUGUCGAGAUGGGGAGGCAAGGAACAGUGGGGACCCCAGCAAGAAGAAGCAACACAUCUGCCACAUGGAAGGCUGCGGGAAGGUCUACGGCAAGACGUCCCACCUGAGGGCACACCUGCGCUGGCACACGGGCGAGAGGCCGUUUGUCUGCAACUGGAUCUUCUGCGGCAAGAGGUUCACAAGGAGCGACGAGCUGCAGAGACACCGGAGAACGCACACAGGAGAGAAGCGCUUCGAGUGUCCCGAGUGCUCCAAGCGCUUCAUGCGCAGCGACCACCUCUCCAAGCACAUCAAGACUCACCAGAACAAAAAGGGCGGCGCCGCCGUGGCCAUCAUCACCACCGAGGACAUGGAGGAAGACCCCCCCGAGGGCCUGGGCUCCUCCCCUCAAAUCAUGGCGGUGGCCUGCCUCCCCCCUGACUCUGAGCCGGCCACGCCCACCGCCUCCAACCACCUGGAGGAGGAAGAGGAGGAGUUGGAAUAAGGCAAAGGAAAAAGAAGGUCAUUUCAACUUUGAAAUACUCACUUUUUGAAAUAACCGAUCGUGCGGGGAUGAAAGGCAAACAUGGCAGUCCCGGCCAUCUCUAUGCACUAAACUUCCUGUUUCCAACCUGUCAGGCAGGGCUGAGGGGCAAUCACGGUACAGGACUCUUGCAGAGCAGAGGGCAGUCUUGGGCUCAGUGUGUGUGUGUGUGUGUGUGUGUGUGUCAUGAAGAGGAUGUACCUAAUGUGAGUUUAGGUCCUCAGAUCUAACUCAGGUGUGGAUUCCUUUGGAGAAGACGAGGACAAUUCUGUCAAGAAAACAAAAAGCACAUAUAGAAAGAUUUAUAAUGCAUUCCUAUUGAGGCAGAGUGGCCAUUAGAGAGUGAAAGAGAGAGGAAAAAAAGGUUUCUAUUAAAAAAGACAAAAACAAUCUAGCUUUCUACAACUAUGUGAGGUGAAAGCAAUACUUUAAUGACAAUCCCAGUGGGUCAUGUUUACAUUGAGACUAAUGAGAGCACACAUACAGCGCUUUGAUCAUUUUCCUGCGUUUUAUCCUGUGUGUGUGUGUGUGUGUGUGUUCGGUUCCCGGCAGCAGUUUGUUUAUUACAGUUCGUGCUGCUCUGUGACCCACAACUGCCUUAACACGAGCCGGACUGUCUGGUGGGACUGAAGCAUGCGGCAAGGGGACGAGGGGCGGGGUGGGGGAUUCAUACGGUUGGCGGUUCAGACACGUGAAACGUGACAAAAUCCUUCGCCGGGAAAGUGUUGAAUAUCUUUUAAAAAAUGCGUUUUUGUAGCGAUUCCCAACGAGAGCGGCGCUUUCCAUCAUUUCCAGCAGACCGCAUUGCAAAACGAUCAACUCCCGUAUGAAUCCCGUUCCCGCUGCACGAGGGGGGGGGGGGGGGGG